AUGUAUGUAAAAAAUGGUAUUAACACAAAGGAGGCCUGGGACCAGAGAUUGUUGAGGGCCACGCUAACCUUCGAAGAGAAGAUCGAGAAGAAGACACUGCAGAUGGUAAACGGCACACAACCACCGAAGAUAUUUGACGAGACGGUGCUCAGAGCGUGCGUUGCCAGCGAAGACUGGAGCCUGAAAGGCAGCCAAGAAACUGAGUCAUGUCGUAAAGUCAGGCACAGUGGUAAUAACAAACAAAGGGAAAGGAAGAGGCAUAAAGUUUGCUUUGGAAGCGGAGGAGGACGAGGUACCAACACGCUGGAGUACUCUCUUCCUUGCAAGCUCAUUAGACGAAAGCUGAAGGAGGAUUUGAAACCUUCCGAUGGCGAAAAUUAA
Soboliphyme baturini is the source of this 381-nucleotide messenger RNA. Lineage: Eukaryota; Metazoa; Nematoda; Enoplea; Dioctophymatida; Soboliphymatidae. The record is from the annotation of a GenBank genome assembly.